GGUUUCUCCUUCCUCCUUCCUCCUCGCCCAAAUUGACGAAAUCGACGACGCGCCUGCCCAAAUCCGCCUCGCCGCAGUUCAAAUCGGUGCUCUCGGGAGUGGUUAGGCGUCGCGGGGUGGUCGGCGCUUCGAGUUGCUCUCCCGCGCGGCUCGUCGGCCGUUGGGGGAGCUGCUCUCGCAAGCGAGAUCGGCGGGCCGCGUAGAGCGGUAGUUACGACGAAGGAGACGAAGCGAGACGGGAGUUGUUCUGUGCGGGCGGUGGCGAAGGAAGGAGGCGGUUCAUCGACGUGAAGGCAAACAUGGCUGGUCCAUCAAGCAAAAAGCGUGAUCAACUGGAGUCAACAUCGUCGCAGCACGAUAGGGUCCCAUCUCCUGCAUCUGAAGUCCGAGUGGAGAAGAGCAAGCUAUUAACCGAACAAUUGUUUACGAGCGGAAGCGGCAAAAGCGUGUAGUAAACCGAGGGAAGCGGCCUCCUAGCACCAGCAGUAAUGAGGAUGCUCCAUUCGAAGGUGUGAAUGAGGGGGAUGUUUCUCGAGAGCAACAACCAAAGAAGAAGCGUCGUAAAGUUGCUGACACUGAGGGUCCCAGGAACAGGUCAUCACCUGCAAGGCUUUUCAAGUUAAACAAGGACCUUGUUGAUGACCAAAAGAUUGUUAUCAGAGACAUAGAGUUUGGUGGCUUGUUGGAUAUAAAAGCCACUAGCAUGCCAGGGGAUCUCAGUCAGUGGAUCAUGAAACACUAUGACCCAGAGAUGUCUCAAAUAGUUAUACCUGACAGGGGCAAGAUCUCAGUUGAUGCAGAAAGUGUUCACAGGAUAUGGGGCUUGCCAAACAAAGGGAGGAAAGUCUGCUUCGAAAUGAAUCCCGAUGUCAUAAGGGAAUUCAACAGCAUCUACAAUAUUGAGGGAAAAAACUCUCCUACGCUGACAUCGUGGUGCAAAAUGAUUGAAAAUAUGAACAGGGCUGCUGAUGAUGAUUUUCUCCGUGCUUGGCUGGCAGUUGCCUUUUCUUGUUUCCUUGCUCCAACAACAAGCUUGAGCAUUUUGCCAAGGUGUUUCCCCGCUAUCUUGAACACAAAUGUCAUCAAAGACUCGAAGAUAUGCGACUUUGUUGUUGAUCAACUAAGGCUAGCAUUCAUGGGGUUUGGGGAGAAGAAAAAAGCGGUUUGCUGCUAUGUCUUCCACCUAGUAAUACUAUACCUUGAUUCAUUGGAGGUAGAUGAGCCAAUUCCUAGCACGCUGCCCAGGGCGGCCAUUUGGAAUGAUGAUCUCAUAACCAAAGUCAUGAAGAAAGACAAGAAAGGGCCAGGCGUGUAUGGAAAGUUGCGUCUCAAGACAGAAUUUUCCCGAUGCGCAAAAGACAGCUUGUUUGGCAGCAUGGAUCACAUCACAAAAUUUGUUGCAGCCAUGCUCCCACAAAGCUACAACAAAACUAAACAAAAGAGGCUGACAGAGAUGGUUCAUGAGAUGUGCACUGAAAUGUCACAUGCUGUUGGGAAGCUGGUAGUUGGAGUAGGCAAGCUUGAUGACGGCGAAGCAACGACAAGCAUAGAUGCACGCUGUACAAUGUGGGCAACGUCUCAAAGGGGCAGUAAGAAGGGGAAAUCCAUCCCAAAAGUGAUUGAGCACAGCUCUACCGAGGAUGAAGAGUCAUACGAGUCUGAUAGCGAGAGUGAUGAGGACGAACCGGCUGAAGACAGCGAAACCGAAUCGGACAAUGAUGACUCAGGUCGCAGCGAACAUGAUGAGGACCCACAAACAGGAAAUACUAACACCAAUACAGUUGAAGAAGAUGAUGAUCUGGAGGAGGACCAGGGAGCGGGUGAUAAAAAACAUGCUGAUGACGAUCAGGGGAAGGGGGACGGUGAGACCAGCUCAGAUGGAGGUAAUGGAAGCCACCCCACUGAAGAGGUGCACAGUGAGGAGGGAUCUGAAAAGGCUGGAACGGAGAAGGAUGAUCAAGAACAACCGAAUGAAGAUGAUGAUCGGGACGAUCGGGACAAGGACAAUGACCAAACAAGUGAAAAGAGAGGGGGUAAUAGGAAAGGGAAUGACGAAGACGAUGAGGACAGGGGUGGAGGUCACAACACCGGAGCAGGUACCCCGGGCGGUAAUUCUGCAGAAGAUGAGCCGGCAGCAAGUUCAGGUAGCACCAACGAAGGCGAUUGCUCUACAGACUUCUUCAGUCAAGAGCAUGGCAGCAAAGCAAAAGGGGCAGAUGACCCAAAAAGUAUAUCUCUUAUAGACAUUGUUAUGAUGGAGUUCAACAAGCAAUGGAAACCGCUAGAAGGCGAGAAGCUUGAUCUGCCGAAAGUUUAUGACGGACGAACACCUGCUUCAUAUAGCAACAUGAUAUUCCAAAGCAUUCUGGAGGACGAGAACAUGCAAAUGGCAUGCACUUUCAACAUGGAAGAGUUAUGCCCACUACACACACAGGAGGAGCUUAUGGAAGAAAUUUGUGGAUUCCACGCCCCGAUAGCAAAAAGAAAAGAAGAACCAAAAAGGCAUAUGCCCCCACUACCACCAAGGAAGAAAAAGAGGGUAUCAUUCAACUUGGCGCCAAUUGAAGCUGGAGCAUUCGAGCCAAGACAUGAAACUAGGCAGCUUGUUUCAUCACUCAAGCAUAAACAACAAACUGAAAAAGUUAACCGAGUCAAGCUGAAAGAUGGAGCAAGUGAGGUGAAAGUUGGGGCAACUUGUAUGGGAGCUAAGGCAGUACGAAGAACAACUGAAGCACCAAUUGCUGACGCUCCAAUUUUUAGAGAAAAGGGAACAGUGCGGCCCUUAGGCACCACAUGUAAGCAAGGAUUAGCUAAUGAAAAGCUUAAGAAGGAACCGAAUGAUAAAACCAAGGGAGCAAGUGAGCUAAAAGAUGGAGCAAGUGAGCUGAAAGUUGGGGCAACUUGUAUGGGAGUUAACAAGCAAGCAAGUUUUUGUGCAAAGUUGCCCAAAGUUGAUCUCAAUUUGCCUGCAGCCUGUCCAAAAAACACAUGCCCACCAUUUACUGAUUUUAGAGAAGCAAGCUCACAUGCAACCUUUGUACAGAAUGAUCCCAAGCCCCCUGGCAAGCUGAGGCACAAUGACAGCAAGCUGGCUGCAACAUUGCCAAAUUUCACGAGUCAGACAAAUAAUGCAGUGAGGCAGGCAAGUCCACUUGAAAACUUGCCAUAGACUGAUGCCAAGCUACAUGUACCAGUACUACCUUUUCUUAGACAACCAUUCACUACAAUUAGUCAAGGGAGCUGCCCUGAGAUGAUCACCAAGGAUGCCAAGUUACAUGUAACAAGCCCCCAACUUGAUAGACAGCCUACAACUCAUCUCAAACCAUCCAAGUCAGUCGCAAAUUUGCUCAAGACUAAUCUCAUGCUACCUACAGGGAGCUAGCAAGUUGUUGGGAAUCCAAACACCGACAUGAAACAACCAGUUCCAGUACCAGAGUCGCCCAAGGUUGAUACCAAGGUGCCUGCGAUGAGCUCCAAAUUCAUCAGACCUCCUACAAAGGAUGCAAAUAAGGAAAACUGUCCACUGGAGACACACCAGGAGCACUCCAAUGACACACUAAACAUAGAUGAGAUAUUAGCAAGAUGUGUUGUUCCAACCAAUAAAGAAAUCAACCUUCCAGCAGCAAACACAUGUGAAGAGCCAGUUGAUGACCCCCCCCCCCAAGCAAAAGUUGAAAGGGAUAUGGGACGAAUACUGUCCAGCACCCAACUUUGGGAUUAUCUUAGAUGAUCUUAUUCCAAGUCAUAAAGAAGCAACCAAUACUAGCAGUCAAUCUGCAUGGACAAUGAGUUCGGAACAACAAAUCCGCAACGAAGAUGAUGUGAAUACGAGUUUGAAACAACCAUUUCUUGAUGAAGAUUAUGUGAAUGAAGUUAUUAAUAUAGAAGAUGAUGAUUGGGAUGCUAUAGAAGAAGCAUGUGCAGCAGCAGAGCGAAGGCGAAAAGAAUCAAUUGGUGGGCAAGACGUCAGUAGCUUGUCACCAAAUAACUUGCACACACCUAUUAAAGACACCCAAGGUAUGACUGAAACAUAUUUAUGUUCGGGCAGCAAGUAUUACAGUAGUAGUAGUAGUUCAGGCGAGCCAGUCACAUUUCAACAUGAGAGGAGGCUCAUCAAGCUGCCUCCAUGCCUGAGAUCACCAUUCAUGAUUCCUGGGAACAAGAAAGAGUUCCAUUGCAAACCUGAAGCAAACCGUUUAUACGCUUCAAUGAUUUUGCAUGCAAGGAUCAGUGCAGAUGAAUCAAAAGAUACAGACAUCAGACUCAAUGAAGGUUGAGGGUGUCGUUCUUUCGCACGUGUUCGAAGUUGGCAUCGAGUCAAUAAUGCUGAAUUUGCCCGCGGACUCAAAGAAGGUCGUCAUGCCUCUUUGAUUCUCGAUCAGGUUACAAUAGAUGGAAUGGAACACAUAAGAAAUGAAUGGCAGAUUCAACAAGUCUAACCAUUUGGACCGAAAAGACAUGAUUAUGUUUCCUAUAUUGGAGAACCUUAAUCCAGCAAAGAAGAAAACUUCGAACCAUUAUUGGGCCUUUAAUCUGAAUAUAAAAGACCGAAGAUUUGAGGUGCUUGACUCCUGGAGGACGCUCGAUGAUGUAGAUUUGGACACUAAUGCAAGGAAAAUAGCAGCAACUAUCCGUACCAUGUGGGACCACCACUACCACAAGUCCCACAUUGUGCUGGAUGACUUCAGUCUUGUAAACAUCGACGUUCCCAAGCAAAAUAAUGACGUUGAUUGCGGGAUCUACGGGCUGACCAAUACAAGCAAAUGGGAUGCAAGGGUUGUACCCAAGUAUGAACCAGAUGACAUACCGAACAUUCGGAAGCAACUCACCAACACAUGGGUUUCAAGUGUCCACAACAAAGCUCUAUGGAAGGAUAUUCUGAAGUUGCCAUAGGAAUUGAGAAGAAGUAAAGACAUGUUUUUCUGAAUUCUUCACUCCGUGCUCAAGCUACAGCUGCAAAAAAGAAUCUCCAGGCCAAUGUGGAUUUUAUCAAGGAGUAGAUGAACUGUGGAUUUUUU
Molecule: messenger RNA, 5018 nt
Organism: Triticum aestivum (bread wheat)
Lineage: Eukaryota; Viridiplantae; Streptophyta; Magnoliopsida; Poales; Poaceae
Exons: 12
Coding region: 704-3169 (821 amino acids)
Source: RefSeq, a predicted model, not a curated record